UAUCUUUGUUUUCAGUAAAGUUUAUGUUGUUAUGCAUCAUUUUGGGGAGAGGCUGAUUUUUUAAACUGCGAUUCAAAACAACCUUAAUUUGCUUCAUUAAUUCUUGCCAAGACACACCAAAAAAACAUCACAAUCUCCACAACAAUGAGUGAAUCAACUACAAUUUGUGAUAUAAGCGAUGAUGUCAAAGAGGAACUACGGAAAUUUCGUUUCAGCAAAGGUCAAAAUGCAGCGUUGAUAUUAAAAGUAGAUCGCGAAAAAAAGUUGAUUGUUGUCGAUGAACUCAUCGAGGAUGUAACGUUGGAAGAUUUGCAGGAACAACUGCCGUCACAUCAGCCCCGCUACAUUAUCUACAGCUACAAAAUGUUGCAUGACGAUCAACGUGUUUCGCUGCCGAUGGUGUUCAUUUACUUUACGCCGCGCGACUCGCAGGUCGAUUUGCAGGUCAUGUAUGCCGGAAUGAAAGUGGCGUUGCAGAAAGAGGCCGAUUUGACGCGGGUUUACGAAAUCCGCGAUUUGGAUGAUCUCACCGAGGACUGGCUCAAGUCCAAGUUGAAAUAAUUCCUGCAUUUCCAAAAUUUACCAUUCCCUCUAUACAUUUAAAGAGAUAUUUUUUUUGACAAAAAAUGAAAGGAACAUGACAUCAUUUACUCUCUCUUGUCUACUAAAUGUUUAAAUUAAGUACCUAUCAGUAUAUCAAAACUUUUUCGACAUUUACAAUAAUUCCAGACCCUUUUUAGGAAACAAAUAAUUUUUACAUUAAAAAAAAAAAGAGAAAACUACCUAUUUUACAUAGAGAGUUGCC
Messenger RNA from Culicoides brevitarsis, 805 nucleotides. RefSeq names its product glia maturation factor beta (gene GMF). Gene Ontology annotation, biological process: actin filament debranching; negative regulation of Arp2/3 complex-mediated actin nucleation. Lineage: Eukaryota; Metazoa; Arthropoda; Insecta; Diptera; Ceratopogonidae. Gene Ontology annotation, molecular function: actin binding; Arp2/3 complex binding. Bases 145 to 561 code for a protein of 138 amino acids. The transcript has 3 exons. Gene Ontology annotation, cellular component: actin cortical patch. The record is from RefSeq and is a predicted model, not a curated record.